GAAAUACUUCUCUUGUUUUCCACACAAAACACAAGUCUCUAUUUCUUGUUUCAGCCAUGGCUAUUUCUAAGGUUUUGAUAGCCUCACUUCUCGUAUCUCUUCUCCUUAUCCAACUUGUUUAUGCUGAUCAACUGGUGACAAGUGCCAGCAACAAGGGAACCACUGCCCCAAUGAAAAUCGACUGCGGUGGGGCUUGUGCGGCGAGGUGCCGUCUAUCGUCGAGGCCGAACCUAUGCAAGAGGGCGUGCGGGACAUGUUGCUCCCGCUGCAACUGUGUUCCUCCGGGUACUGCCGGUAACCAAGAAAUGUGCCCGUGCUAUGCUAGCUUGACCACCCACGGCGGCAGACGCAAGUGCCCUUGAGUUUUUAAUCAACUUGGAUUGGAACGAAUCUUCUCCUUUGAGCUUUGUCGUGAAAUCAACGAAUUGCAUGGACAAAUCAGUGCAGGCAAAGAGCCAGGACUAGCUUUCAAAUAAUAAAUCUUCUCCUAAGAAUAAAUCAAAUAAUGUGUCAUACGUAAAGCACAACUCAUUUCUUCCCCCCCCCCCCCUUACUUUUCUUUUGGGCGAUAUUAUAUGUUUAAUCACUUGUUAUUUUUUGAGUUUGAAUAUAUUAUAUUUUACUUCAUAAUAAUGAAGUUUGUAAUUCUAUUUGCUUCC
Molecule: messenger RNA, 659 nt
Organism: Hibiscus syriacus
Lineage: Eukaryota; Viridiplantae; Streptophyta; Magnoliopsida; Malvales; Malvaceae
Product: snakin-2-like
Exons: 3
Coding region: 57-362 (101 amino acids)
Source: RefSeq, a predicted model, not a curated record